AAGCGCCCCGCAAUAUGACAGCGGCGCGGGCCGGCACAGGCGCACAGCGGCGGAUCACCAUGAGGGCGACAGCAGCGGCGGCAGUGACGGUGGCGGUGGCGGCGUGUCUGCUGGCGGCGGCCCGGGCCAGCGACGAGAGAGAAUAUUUCUUUUACAUUGAAGAAAUGGACAGCACAACUGCAGAAGAUUAUGUAAAGAUACCAGAGAUGGAUGUGGUGAAGUUAAGUAAAGAGUGUUCCUACUUAGAUGGAUCUCUCAUUAUACAGAAGGAUCUACCAGACAACACAAUGAUUGAGAUCUCUCCAGAGAAGCUCGUAAGCAAUUCAUGGAAUGCAUUGGCACCUACUGGUCCUAUGAAACUGUGCGAGUAUAUGGAGCAACAGAAGUCAAAGAUGGAGAUGAUCUGGCGCGCCAGCAAUUUUACUAGGGAGUGUCCUGUUCUCAAGAAUGAUGUUAUUCUCAAUCAGUUCACUGUAAUGGAAACUGUUUUCCCAAAGAAACUUGAUGGAGAUGAAUGGAGAGUAGUUAUAGCCCUUACAAUUGGCAAUGAAGAAAUACUAAGUCUUAAAAUCCAUGUUAUUAAGCUUCCAAUUGAAAAGAAAAAAAAGUGUGAAGAGUUGGAGGAUGAGGAUGAAGAGGAGGAGGAGGAAGACGAAUAACAUUACUAUACUGAACAAAGAUACACAGUGUACAUUGUAUUGAAAAUAAAACCAUAAUUAUUAA
Molecule: messenger RNA, 723 nt
Organism: Schistocerca gregaria
Lineage: Eukaryota; Metazoa; Arthropoda; Insecta; Orthoptera; Acrididae
Exons: 4
Coding region: 15-659 (214 amino acids)
Source: RefSeq, a predicted model, not a curated record